AAUUGGUAUGUCGCUUUAGAUAGAUAGUUCUCCAAGUGCUCUGCAACGGUGAACACCUUCUUCGAGAUCGUGGUAUGAUUAUACAGGGUGUUGUAUGUUAGCGCGGUCAGUGCGUCAUCAAUAUGGGACCGAUAAAUCGGCUCGUUAGCAUUUCGUGUUUAGUGCAAGUGUUAUGUUUUUGGACUGUUCGCGUAAACGGACAUGUAGCAUUGACUUUUCCGCCUGCCAGAAAAUACGACUUGGAUUUCUUAGAUAGUUCGAGGACGAAACCGCCAUGCGGAAUGCCAAAAGGCAGUAUUAAAACCUCAUUAUUAGAAGGUAGCAAAUUCAACGUAUCAUGGCAUUUGGGAUAUCCACAUAGGGGUGGAUUCAAAAUACAACUUUUAGACCAUUUAGAAAGACCGGUACUAGAUUUAACUCCAACUAUUAAAGGUUCAGAAUACGUAACCAAUGAUGCUACAGCGCAAACAUUCCAAGUACAAUUACCAUCACAAUUCAACUGUGAGAACUGCACUUUAAGACUGAUAAGACAGGCUCUUGAAUGGGGAGAGGACUACAAAUUUUGGUCAUGCGCAGACGUCGAUAUUUUACCAAGAAAAAAAUUUAGGGAAACUUGCAGCGGGCACGGCAAGAAUUUAGUUGGUAGAUGUAAAUGUGAUCGACUUUACUAUGGAGAAGUUUGCCAGUACAGAGAUGAAUGCCUGGAAGACAGUGAUUGUGGAGAUCAUGGAAAAUGUAUACAUAUUGGUGGGACCGUCAUGCCAAAACAACAAUGUUAUUGCCAAUUAGGAUGGUUUGGUCCCGGAUGCAUUAAAAGGUCUGCUGUUAGAUCGACGGAAAUUGAUUUCGAUUUAUACACUGAAAAACAAUUAAGUCCUACUUUCCGCUUGUACUGGAGAAUUCUAAAAGAACACAAUGAAAUUGAAGCUAUCUUAGUGGUAAAUGGUACCAGUUAUGCCGCUUUAGGCUGGAGACCAAAAUCACUCACGAAAAGCUGCAAAAAUUUCCCCCAAAUAGGUCCUAUCGCUAUGAAAAAUUCGACAACCUCUAAACCAGAACCUAAAAGCGAACCAGAACCUAAAAGCGAACCAGAGCCUAAAAGCGAACCAGAACCUAAAAGCGAACCCGAGCCUAAAAGCGAACCUGAACCUGAGCCAACCAGUUUACCAGAACCUAAGAGUGUUUCUGAACCUAAAAGCGAGCCUGAACCCAAGAGUGAACCAGAACCCAAGACUGAAGCCGAACCAAAUACCACACAGGCAUCAAAGUAUAGGAAAUCACUUUAUUCUAGGAGGUCUGCUUCACAAACUCCCCCUUUAAAGAAGGAACAAGUAGCAAACGAUGUUGUAGAAACUAGUGUUUCAUUCCAAGUUAGCAGAAAACAAGGUAGAAAACGAAGAGCUGCUAGCGAACCUGUACCAGAACCCACUAGCGAUCAAGCAACGACACAAGAGGACACGACUGUACCUUUUGCUGAACCAGAGCCUACCUCUGAACCUGAACCAAAAUUCCAAUCCCCAAAGCCCGAACCUAUCACUAAACUCCCUUCCAAGCCCGAGAUAAAAUCGAAAUCUGAAAGAAAAUUAAGUCACAAAUCCGAACCUACACCAAUAUCCGAGCCUGAGCCUACAGCUGAACCGGAACCUAAAUCCGAGCCUGAACCCAAGUCCGAACCAGAGCCAAAAUCUGAGCCAGAACCUAAAUCUGAGCCUGAACCCAAGUCUGAGCCCGAACCCAAGUCCGAGCCCGAACCUAAAUCUGAACCAGAGCCAAAAUCUGAACCAGAACCUAAAUCUGAGCCUGAACCCAAGUCCGAGCCCGAGCCUGAACCUAAAUCUGAGCCUGAACCUAACUCCAAGCCCGAACCUAAUUUUGAGAAAGUUUCUAAAACACAAGUUGUAGCAGUUGGAAGAAGUAGUACAGAUGCCCAAGAAUCUCUGAAUCCAUUUACCCCUCGUCAUGACUUCAACCCUAUGGAUUGCACUGACAUUAUAAUUGGUAGUGCCAGAGGUAAUAACAGCAGAAUCGCGGACUUUUACACUAGAGACCGAUCAACUCCUAGAAUGGACUCAUUUUGGGGCGGUAAGAAUGAUCUUACCACUGCUAUGGGCUUUGAAAAGGACGGAGUUACUACAAUUCUCUUUAGAAAAAAAUUAGAUUCCAAAGAACCAACAGAUCAUUCUAUAGAAAAUGAUAUCAUGCACGUGAUUUUCGCGCAAGGCCAGGAACCUGGAAAAUAUAUUCACGUGCCUAAAUCCGGAGUAGAAACAGCGGAAGCCAAAAUGAAAGAUUUCUAUAAACCAGACGAAUUGAAAUAUCAUGGACAUAAGCAUCAACGAGGAGUCAUCAGCUUAAAUUUCUUCGACGAGAAGAAAAUGGUGGAACCUGCGGGAGCUGUGGCGACUAGCAAGUCAGCGGAAACAACGGAUUGUGGUGGAAUAUGGAAAAUACCACGAAAUUGCAAUCCGGAUAACUACACAUGUGAAUAUUCCGCAAAAUGGGAACUGAUACCAAGAAAAGAUACCAUAAUCUUUACAAUAACCACGAAACAUACAGACACUUGGACCGGAAUAGGUUUUUCCGAAAAUGAACGAAUGUCACAAACCGAUGCCAUCUUGGGUUGGGUGGAUAAAACCGGUCGACCCUUUUUAAUGGACACGUGGAUAAACGGUUAUUCUCAACCAUUAUUAGACAGUUCCCAGAAUAUUUUUAAUGCCACUGGUAAAAUAGUGGACGGCGUGACGACACUAUCAUUUGCAAGAAAAAGAAUAACUGAUGAUCCUAGAGAUGUCUCGUUCACUAAUGACAAAUGUGUGUUUAUGAUGUUUCCUACUAGAGGGGGCGCUUUUAACGGAGUCAAUAAAAAAAUAAGAAAACACGAAGUUAUACCCACUGUAUCCACGGAAAGGAUCUGCAUAAGAUCCUGCGGAAACGAUGAUACGUUUGACGAAUACUUAACCACUACUGAAGCUCCCGGAUUAGGCUAUAACAUCAAAGUAAAACUAGUUGAACUUGGAGAAAACUUUAAAAUACCGAAAGAAGGAUCCAUUCAAUAUGCAGACUUUACAAAUUCUAUCGAGGAUAGCUUUAAACCCGUUUUCAAACAACUACCGGGAUACAGAAGAUUUAUUAUCAAUAGGAUAGAAGGAGAUGACAACAACGUCGUAGCGACAAUGAAUCUCGAACUUGAACAGCCAUCGGUAACGACAGGACGUUCGAUUGAUGAUACAUCCGAACUUGACGAUACAGUCCAUAAGUUGCUACAAGAAAGCGUAAGCUCAGGAAAAGUGGGUAAUCUCAAACUCGAUCCGCAAUAUUUAGUUUUCGAGCCACAAAGUAUUACCACCAACUUUAUAACAGAUGCUUCAUCUACAUCCGAUAACAGCUUCUUCAAUUUGACAGCAACCAAACUCUAUAUCGUUUUAGGGUGCAUAGUAGCAUUAGUUUUUGUAGCUAUUGUACAGGCUGGUUGUACAAUAUACAAAGCUAGGAGCCGUUCUUCUUCAAACCACAAGGAUCAUCUAAUACCAAAUUCGGCAUGGAAGGACUACUCUUCAAAUACCAAUUACGCUUUUGACGCAUUCGAAAGCCCUUCAUCGACAACUUUAGAAGAAAAAAAACAAGUAAAUGGAAAUUCUAACGGAACGUCUGCUAAACCAACAAAAGGUCGUCAUAUCCAACGACCCCAAACGCGUCCUCCAAGUGUUCCUCCUGCAGCUGCUCAGGGAGAUACUCGUUCGUUGCAACGACCUCGCGUGGGCGCUUAUCCCACGUCUAAUAUGGAUAGAAACACGUUUUCGUUACCUAGAACGGUGUACGACAGAAAUCACUAUAAUCAGAGACAGGGGCAAGAUAUGCAACCUGCGGACUUUUAUUUUAUGCCUUCUCAAAGAAAGUAUUCAGGUGAAGUUGUUAGAGUUUAUGUAGAUUAUAACAAUCAACCCAAAUGAUGUAGUUAAUGUUAUAUUUUCUAUUUAUUUUUAACUCAAAUUACAAAUUUUAAAUUUAUUCAAGGUCGAUAGAGUGGCGGAUGUUAUCAAAGAAUUGAGAUAAAUUAGUAUAAAGUGCCGGCACUACAUCGAUUUGAAAGUAUACUGGAACAUAUUGCUCAAUACAAAAUUUGUUUAUUUAGGUUGCAAAUUUUAUUAGCAUACCAUUCGGGGCCAUUACACACGGUAAUAAACGGCUUUUACGUUAUAUUUGUGGUUUUGACAGUUGACCGAACAAAAUCUAAAACUGAUUUCAAGCGAAUAACCUGGUCAUUAUUGGUAAUUACCUUUAAUAACCAACUAUAUUCAAGAGCUUUCGGUUUUUGUUGGAUAAUGUAGCACGGAGUCAUAAUUUAGCACUUUAACGUCACUAUUUUGGACCGCAGAUGACCAUACUCGUUAAAUUUGUGGUUAUCGAAGAAGUCAGGUUAAGUUCUGUAUUAAACGAUAUUUUACAAGCGUUUCAGUGAAAUAAAUAAAACAAUCAUUCUCUGUAAUUUAAAAUCUGAAAUGAAUGAAGAUUUAAUAAGGUUCUUGAGGAAAUUAUUUCAUACUAGUUAAUAUGAGCAUUAAUUUGAUGUAAUUUUUCUAAAAAUAAUUAUAAUCCAGGUUUUAAAGAUAUUAUUACUUGUGGACACUUAAUCUCAUUAUUUUGAAAGUAUACUUACACAAAUAAAAACACUAUAUUGGCAGAACACUUGCAUACAACUAUAAAAUAUUUAUUAAGAAAAUUUAUCAGAUACUUCACACAAAGAACGUUCAUGAAAGUUAUUUGUUUGUUUGAUAUCAGCAUCCUGACCUACACUAACGGUGGCAUAUAACCCUAGUGUAUCCAAGCGAAAAUUGUUGUUACUUCCAUAGUACUAUGACCCAGAACAAGACCAAAUAUAACCGCGGUCAUUCGCUUGAAAUUCGUUUAAAUAUCCAUUUGAUCAUACAAUGAGUACUUUUCGGAAACUAUGAUCGGAUUAACCCGAUCACGUUCAUUGUUGUUCGGAAACUGAUCGAGUUAAUUCAGUGGUUGUCAUAUGUUAUGAUCCUUUAUGUCCCGGUAGAACGGUGGGUGAAUACGAUCAGCUGGCGAAUUGUUUCAUUUGUCUAUGUUUUUUUUGAACUUCAAAAGUUAUUUAUUCCCGUUAAAUGGCUGACUACUAUUAAUUCUCCUGAGCAGCGGUAUUUAUAGGUUACUGAGAUUUGCGGUUUUUAUACUUUCGUCAUUUCAACGUAAACAAUAGCUUAUUAAUUUUAAACUUUAGUGUAAAAUCCGUGAGAGUGGGUAAAUUGUCGAUAACAGCUCAAUAACAAAUAUUAAACACACAAAAAAGUAUCAAAAAUCAAAAGUUCUUGUAUAUCAUGUUUUAAAUCUACCAAAAAUUGAACGCGACGUUCGUAAAUUAUUAUCUAAAUCUCUUUCUGGGUUAAGAUACGUAAUCAACUGAUAGGUGAUCUAUCUGAAUCCGGAUUAUAGUUUCCGAAGAAUCCUAUGGACUGCUACUACUCCUGUUUCCGUAGAAGAAAAAAAAGUGACAAAACGUCUAUUUGAACUAACCUCAACCGGUACGGAGUUUUGAUUCGUUUUCUUAAGAACAGUAAUUCAAUUUCUCAAAAAUUGAUUCCAAUUCAAGCAUUUCAAUUAUUAAAAGAGAAUAAAUACAUUGUUUUCUGAUAGUCUCUUCUAGUUUUUGUAAAAAUUUGAAAUUAUUUUCCAAUAUUAGUAUGUAGAAGAAUCGAAAACCAUUUUCGAAGCAUUAAAACAUAUAAAAUGCUUUUAGAGCCACUAAAAACAUCUAAUGGAAUAUAGAAUCUAACCUAAUCGUGCAAGAUCGUUUUGACGUUAGUCCUUUUAGAUAUUUUAUCACUUUCUCGACCAAACUAGCAGUUUUUGUAACUAGUUGGUUUAGGAAAUAUGAGAGGUGUACAGGAAAUUAUUGGUCGUGUAUUAGGGAAAUUGGCAACCGUGUAACACUUGAUAGAAGGCGAUAAUUAGAGGAAUAUAAUCCAUCAUUUGCGCAUGCAUUUUGUGCAUUAUGCUUUCCGUUAUAGGUACAUUAGGACAAAUAAAUGUAUAUGUUGAGAUUCAAGAGGUAGUUGGUUUAAAUUAAUUUAAAACCCUCGCUUAUAUAUUUUAAUAUAAAUAUAGGUAUAAACAAAAUGCUUCUUUACCUACAUCAAAGUAAAAAUUAACAAUAUUGAUGAUCAUUUUCUGCAGUGUUUGGCUUGACUAGAUCUGAGUUAGGAAGCAAUCAUCUGCUUAUCACUUUUUGGAAUUUGUAAAUGUUUUAUUUCAUUUGAUCCAUGUAAAUAAUGUGAUUUAUAAUAUGUAAUAUCACAAUGGUCUGACUCAAGGUUACUUUUGACUACAAUUUAGCUAACACAUGAUUAAUCUAAGUUGCAAGAUCCCUGUGACUUUAAGUUCCGUUUAUGAUUUUGAAAUGAUACUAAAUUUUGUUUCUUGUAGGAGCGUGACAUUGUUCUUGGACUUUUUGUUCUUCAGAAAGCCAUUGGUUGAAUUCUUAAAAAAAUAAUGAGUAAAUCCCUCCGUUAACCCUGAAUUUAUUCCGGAAUCAUGUGUCUUCCUAAAUCUAAUAAAAAUUAUUAUUUUAUUCUCACCAUCAAAACUUGGAAACUGUAAAUGUAGUAUAUUAUUUUUAAAAUUGUGUUUGUGCUCCAGAUGACUUCUCAAGUCUCCAUUAAAUUUAAAAAAGAGACUGCAUUCCACACGCAUAUAUUUUGUUUCACUUCCAUAUUCAAUCCAUUCGGAUGAUUUAUUAUGAAUGUUUCUUAAAUGUUUAUUUAAGUUAAAGUGGGUUGAAAAAAAUUUGUCACAUUCAAAACACAAUACCGCAGCUUAAAAUUAGGACAAAAAAGAUUCAGAGUAGUUUGAGAAAAGUGAAAAGUAUUCAAAAAAUCAAAACAAAACCGAAUUUAAAGUUAGGUUAUGAUAUAUUAUAACUUAUUAUUUAUUCGCAUGCGCAGAUGAUGGAAUAUAUUCCUCUAGUUAUCGCCUCCUCAUUUGAUUUAAUGCAGUCAUGUGUCAUAAAUUCUUGUUUUGUGUUUUUUCAUUCUAUGAGUAGUAGUCCCCCAGUAGCGCAAGCUUCAGGUUUUUAGGAAAAAACAUAUUCAAAAACACAAAUUGAACUUUGGUGAAAAUAAACGCAAUCUCUGUAAGUGGUCGCUAAAUCAGCAACGGAAGUGGGACCUUUUCCGUUGGAAUCACCAAUGUUUGAGGAAAUUCCCGGUUCUUCCGAUGGAAUAUUGGUCAUGUUGUGUCAAUCUGCAGAUGUUUUGUUGCAACGUCACGAUUUAAUGCUGAAGUUUUAUCAUACAAAGUACUUUUUGGAAUGUUGUAGCGCAACGAAACUUCUCUCAAAUAAAGUUCUUUAGUAAUUGCUAUUUGUGAAUAUGCUUGGUGCCAAUUUCCUGACUGAUACUGUAAAAGCCGUUAAUAUGAUAUUUUUGAAAUAAAAAUUUAAGGUAUUCUGAGUUAUUUAUGGAAAAGAGGUGCAUGUAUAAUAUCUAGUCUAUAAGUUCUAAAUAUCCAGUGAAAUAAUUAACUUUUAGUAGAAAAUAUGACGACAUAAGUAUAUCUAGAAAUAUAAUAUUAGUAUAAAAAGUAUUAUUGUAUAUAUAUAAAGUGUGUUAUGACUACACUUCUUUACCAUUAUUUCAACAAAAGGUGAGUGCGAGUUACAAAUUACCGCCUUUAUUAAAUUUACCAUAUUUUACUCAACUGAAUUUACUCCAGCUCGGCAGAGGAGGAGCUAUUCCUAUUUCAGGGCCUACUCCAAUAAACCCUUCUCCUCACAAAAAUCCUCCUUAUCCUACUAAACUUUAACCAACGAAUCUCUCUCUCUCUCUCUCUCUCUCAACUGAAUUUUACUAAACUUUGCAUAUUUUUUUUCUUAGCACCCGUAUAUUAACAAGUAUCGUCCUCUAGACAUUUCUGGUAGUUGGCGCCCAAUGCCAAUUAAGCACAUAUGCUUUCUGAUGCGCCUGUCGUGCCCCACUUUACAUUACCAAAGACCGCUGUACUUUGAGAAGGCGCUUUAGCUUAAAUCUUUUGGUGUCAUUAGGCAAGCUGCGAGGCUUGCCUAAGUGUUUGAAUCGCGUCACAAACGAGGUCUACAGUUUCAUCCUUCUUCAUGCAUCAGCGGUACUUCGGAUCCUCCGUGAUCCUCAUAGUGUCUUAGACGACCGUGUACAGUUAAAAGUCCGGUCCCUAGUCGAAUUUCUUACCCGGAGCAGUUGUUUGGUAAGUGAGGCAGAAGGACUUUUUGGGAAACUAUGAUCGGGUUCAAAAACUAACCCAGAUCACGUUCACUGGAGUUCGGAAACUGAACUGGUCGUGGUCAUAUGAUAGAAUCCUUUAUAUUAUGGUAGACCAGUGGGUAAAUGACGGGUUAUUUAUUUUGGUCUAUAGUUUUUUCAACUUUAAAAAUUAUUUAUUCCACUCAUAAGGUUGUCUAUGAUUAGUCGUUUAGCUUGUGUGAACAUUAACGUACUAAGAAGUGAUAAAAAUCAUCAUGGAUAUACAACUGCUAAAUUCAGACAGUACCCUUCGUCAACACCAGCGCAAUUUUUGGAAUGUUUCUGAAACUUUGUUAACCGUAUACACUUUUUCAACUUUCCCCUGUAACUUCUCCUUCUCUCUACCUUUCAAAGUGUUUAACGAUCAAGUUUUAAUUUCGAUAUUUCUACUGAAAACUGAUCUUUAUCUCGUUCUGCAUUCAGCUGAUAUGAUGUCUAUCUAAUCCAAGGUCGUAGGUCCAUUUAUGCCUCACGCCAGGUAUGUCUAUUCAUCUCCACCGAGCUUUUCUUGCAUGCAGACCGUUUCGAAACAAAUAUAUUCGUUCUGAGAUAGUUAAUAAUUUUGAAACACCUUGUAUUUUGAAAUGAUAAAAUUAUAUAUAAUAGAAAUGUUAUUUAAGUUAUCAAAGCCAAAUAACCUCUUAUUUGAUGUGUAAAUAUUUUAGUUCAUAGACAAACUAAUUUGUUAUAUUGUGUUUUGAAAAAUUAUUUUUAAUGUAAAAAAUAUGAAACUUUUAAAAAAAAUCGGUUCCAAAUAAUGUUUUUGAACCUGCAAAAUUUGUUUUUUUUUUAAUCAUAUAUUUUGUUAUACAGUUCAAAUUUAAUUAUUAACCAAUAAAUAUUGAUAAAACAAA
Messenger RNA from Diorhabda carinulata, 9151 nucleotides. RefSeq lists its product as uncharacterized. The coding region runs from base 123 to 3950 and encodes 1275 amino acids. The transcript has 16 exons. The record is from RefSeq and is a predicted model, not a curated record. Lineage: Eukaryota; Metazoa; Arthropoda; Insecta; Coleoptera; Chrysomelidae.